Messenger RNA from Lucilia cuprina (Australian sheep blowfly), 2871 nucleotides. It is a transcript of the gene myd, whose product is annotated as 45 kDa calcium-binding protein. Gene Ontology annotation, biological process: calcium-ion regulated exocytosis. The record is from RefSeq and is a predicted model, not a curated record. Bases 903 to 2183 code for a protein of 426 amino acids. Gene Ontology annotation, cellular component: endoplasmic reticulum. The transcript is spliced from 6 exons. Gene Ontology annotation, molecular function: calcium ion binding. Lineage: Eukaryota; Metazoa; Arthropoda; Insecta; Diptera; Calliphoridae.
AGCACAGUUUCGGUUGUAAGCCCCACAGUAAUGCACGCGUUACCGGUAUGUUGAAGUUUUUUUUAGUGAAAAAAAUACCAAUUGAAAACGAAAAAAUUUAAAUAAAUUAAUAAGCGUAAGAAAAAAUAAGUAAAUAAAAGAAACAAAGAUAAAACACAACUGAGUGCAAUUAAAAAUUCAUAUAACGCUAAAAGUCUUUCACUCCAACUGCUGUUCCUGUUACUGCUGCUCCUGUUUUGUGCGUUUUUUGUUUUUUUAUUUGCUCGAGUGUUUGUAGUGGUGCCAAUCUUGCCUGUGGACUCGUUUUGUCAUUACUUGACAAGUGACACCUGAGUUUGAAAGUAAACACUGUGAUAUUAUGGCAUUUAACUAAUAAAUAAAAAGAAAAGUUCAACUUUUAAAACCACACCAAUACUGGCGAUUGAACAACAAUUAAAUUAAAUACAACUACCAUUUAAAACAAAAACAACAACUACAGCAAAAGCGAGAAGAAAAAAAAACAAAAGUUAAUUAUCAUUAGCAUAUUUCAUUACGACAAUAACAAAGAAGAAUAAAUAGACAAGAGAGAAACGAAAGAGCAACCAACCAAGCCACUGUAUUCAAAUAAUUAGAAACACUAAAAAGUGGCAUCAACAGCAUCUUAAAAAGCCACACAACGGUUACAAAGUGAACAGUUGCAUGACAAUAAAACGUACUAAAAAGAACAGGUGUUUAACGGAAAGUUUUGUUAAGAAUAUAAAUCAACAACCGCAACGGCACCAAAUUGUGCAGAACCAGACAAUAAAGGCAAUAAAUUCGUAUCUUUAUGUACGACGUUGUAUGACCAAAUCCUUAUAUUCCUGAUUAAAAACAAAACACACAUUUACGCAGUUACGGCAAAUUAAAAGGCUGAAAAUUGCAACAUGUCAUUGUUAAAUAAAUUAAGUAAGAAAUUACGCUGGUUACGGUGGUCUACCGUGUUUGCCAUUGUGUUUUAUAUGUUUUUCAUUGGACUGAUACUUCACUCGACCACAUAUAAAUUGCAACAUUCACUUAAAAAUCCCCCAAAUACACAACAGCACCAGCAACAACAGAAUUUCAUGCAACAUUAUUCCCUAGAAUGGAGUGAAAAAUGGCGAGCUCAGCAUGCAACAGGAAAUAAGAUUGUGCCAGCAUCAGAUAUAGACACUAAAAAGGCUAUGGCAUCAUCCUCCUCCUCGUCCUCCUCAUCAUCUACCUCUCACUCGGCAUCAUCGUUGUCAGCAUCAUUAUCAUUAACAGCAGCAGCUGCUGGUGCUUUGGCAGCACCAUCCAAAUCACUAAAGGUUGAUGGUGGCAAUGUUGGCAAACAACAAAAGAAAAACUCUGUAUCAUCACCGGAAACUGUUAUUCUGGUUGCUAGUUCCGCCAGUGAGAAACAAAUUUUGGAAAAAGCUUUUAAACGAGCCGAUCGCAAUCAUGACAACUACUUGACCAUUAAGGAACUGGGACAAUAUAUAAAUAAAAACAUAGUGGACCAUAUAGAUGAAGCAAUACAACUUAAUCCGCGAGAAUUUCGUAGAGUCGAUAUAGCUCCGGCCGAUGGCCUUAUAACGUGGGAAGAAUAUCAUCGUUUCUUUUUAAAAGAACACGGUAUGACUGAAGCCGAUAUUGAUGAACAUAAUGAAAUCAAACACACAGCCCUAAAUCGUAAGGCCCGCGAGGAUAUGAUGCGUGACAAGGCAAAAUGGUCGGAGGCAGCUAGAACUGAUCUUUUUACUUUAACCAUAGAUGAGUAUCUGUCGUUUCGACAUCCAGAAUCGAGUAUUUCAAAUCUUUUGGAAUUAGUAGAUGAUUUACUAAGACAAUUCGAUCAGGAUGGUGAUGAUCAGUUGAGUAUAGAAGAAUUUUCGGAGGUAAAUGUGGCCGAUGAUGAUGAUUUGAUAAGAAAAUCUUUAAUAUCCAAAACGGUGGUGGAGCGACGCGAGGAGUUUAAAAGAAUCAUAGAUAAGAAUCAAGAUGGCAAGGCCGAUAGGGGUGAACUGCUGAAUUAUGUUAAUCCCAAGACCCCUAGAUAUGCUUUGCAAGAGGCUGCCACUCUAUUUAGUUUAUGCGAUGAAAAUCGUGAUGGUAAAUUAACUUUAAAAGAGUUAAUUGCAAAUGCUGAAAUAUUUUUAACCUCCAAAAUGAUCGAUACUGCCCAAAGUUUUCAUACGGAAUUUUAAAUCUUUUGAUUAUACUUACUCAUCUCUGUCUGUGAAUGGAUCUUUUCUAGUAUAAAUAUUUUUGUUUAAUACUCACACAUACUCAUACAUAUCUAUAAACUAACAAUUUCAAAGUAAUUUAAGUCAAUUUUUAAAAUACUUAACUAAAAAAAACUUAACUAACUAAAUAAAAUUACUCAACUGAAGAAUUUUUAUAAAAUUAUUAUUUAAAUUAAAAAUAUAAUUAAAUGUUUACAAAAUUUGUUUAUUCAAAAGGUUUUUUUUUAUACCCAUGUCCUAGUUUCCUUCCACAAAAGUUAACAAAUAUUUUUAUAUUAAAUUCUUUGCAAACAUUCUAGUUGAGUAAUACAAUGUGUUUCGACUAUAAUGUAAAUAAUGUGUUAAAAUUUUGUAUCCUUUGGAAUUAAAAUAAUUGGUUUUUUAACAAAAGCCAGAAAUGUUUUUUAGCAAUAUCUCUAAAAGCAAAUAUAAAAUAAAUUGAAAAUAAUAAUAAUAAAAGCGUAAAGGAAAUGUGAAAUUAUAUAGUGAUAUUAUAUUUAAGUUCUGAAAACGAUUUACACCUACAAAUACUCAACAAUAAACAUACACACACACUCAUAUAUACAUACACAAAUAAAAGCACCCAUUUUUUAAUAGAAAUAAAAAUAUAUAAUUAAAUAAAUGUAUUAAAAAUUGUAUUUGUAUAAAA